Molecule: messenger RNA, 1303 nt
Organism: Camellia sinensis
Lineage: Eukaryota; Viridiplantae; Streptophyta; Magnoliopsida; Ericales; Theaceae
Product: F-box protein CPR1
Molecular function (GO): protein binding
Source: RefSeq, a predicted model, not a curated record
GAAAGAGAGAGAGAGAGAGAGAGUGAGAAGAGAGAGAUGUCGAACUUUCCAAUGGACUUGAUCGUCGACAUUCUCUCACGUUUGCCGGUGAAACCUCUUCGACGUUUCAGGUGCGUUUCUAAACUCUGGUGUUCUCUUAUCGAUGAUCCUGAUUUCAUCAAAUUGCAUCUAAAUCGAUCAAUCAAUACCAAAUCCCAUCUCAAUCUCAUACUCAACGAUUGCUCUCUCUCUUCCGUAAACUUCGAUUCACUGGAUAAUGCCACCAAACUAAAACCCCCAUUGAAAUGGACCGACUUUGGAAUAGAGGUUUUGGGUUCUUGUAAUGGGUUAAUCUGUUUGUAUAAUGGUGAAGAAGAUGUCUGUAUUUGGAACCCAUCCACUCGAAAACACCGAAAACUAUCCGUAAAUAAUCCCUAUAAAUCCCCCUUCUUUUUUACUAGUUACCAGAACAUAAUUUACGGAUUUGGGUAUGAUUUUGUUACUGAUGAUUAUAAACUUAUGAGGACUACUCAGUUUCAGGGUAAAAAUUGGGACUUAUUUGAAUCUGAAGUUAGGGUUUACAGUUUGAAGUCGAAUUCAUGGCGAAGAAUUCAAGAUUUCCCUUAUUAUCUAUGGCAUAGUUUUCAGCAUGGCGUGUUUGUCGGUGGUGCUUUACAUUGGGUUGUGAGUCGAAACUACGAGUCAGAUAGUGUUAAUUUUUUGGUGGCUGCAUUUGAUCUUACAAAUGAGGAGUAUCGAUUAGUACCACAGCCGGAGUUUUCUGAUGAGGGUUUUUAUAUUUGUGUAGGGGAGUUGGAUGGGUGUCUAUGCAUAUUCUGCAAUUAUGACCAAGUCCGGUUUGAUGUGUGGGUAAUGAAGGAUUAUGGAGUGAAAGAAUCGUGGAGUAAAUUGUUUUCAAUCGCAAAACCACAAGGGAUUAGGUUGUUUGAUUCUGUGACUCCUGUAGCUUAUUCGAAGAGUGGUGGUGAGGUCCUAUUGGUGCAAGACAACGAUAAUCUUAUUUGGUUUGAUCUUGAACAUAAAACAGUUAAGAAUAUCAACAUUCAUGGUCUUCCAAAAUUGUUUGUAACAAAUAUGUGUGUCGAAAGCCUUGUUCCGCUCAAGGGAGAAGGUGAAACAAGGGAAGAAGCCGAACGAACAAGAGAACAAGAAGAAGAACCAAAAGAAGAAUAGGAAAAAGAGGUAAAUGCGUUCUUCGUUGCUUUAGUCUUUCAUAGUAGUGCCAAUGUUGUAGACACAAUUGUGAUCUUGUUAUAAUAGAAUUGAAUACCUAUCUUAUAUUUUGACAUUUGGUUAGCUUCAA